AUGUCUCUCCGUGGUUUCUCUGUUCGUAGAAGUGAAUCGUCAGACGCAGAACAGAUCACUGCCCUGCUGCAGAAGAACCACUGUCCUGUGUUUGGAAGAGUCAACGUCCUCCAUCUGCUGGAGAAGGCUAACCUGUGUGUGUCUCUGGUGUCGGACUUGGACCUGGUCUUGGCUCACGCCUCCUUCCUGGACCAUCCCAUAGAGGGGCUGGUGGACCAGAGGGAGUGGGAGGAGCUUGUCCAGUGCAUCAGUGGCACCAGCAGAUACACGCCGAUGAACUCUCUGUUCCUGCACCUGUUUGUGUCUGACGCCUCGUUUGCAGCGGAGGCUUCUCUGGAGAUCAUCAGGGCCGUGUACAGAGCUGUUCCAGAGCUAAAGUUCAUCCUACUGCUGAGCCCUCACCUCCACAAGCUCGAUCAGGUCCUGGAGCAGAUCUUUGAGCCGCUGCAGUCGGACUCAGACCUGAAGUGUGUUGCUCAAGUGUGCAGCAGAGAACAGCACUGGCCCCAGCUCAGCAUCAGACCAGCCAGGGUGGAGGACCAUGAUGACGUGAUGCAGAUCUUCUCAGAGCAAACCACACUCCAAACCAUCAUGAAAAAACCAUUCUUCUUAACGGAACUGAUGGAGAAACAGAGUGAGCAGAAUCACUCUGCUGUCUGUGAGAUUAACGGAGCAGCUGUGGGCUUCAUCAGCGUCACAACAACAAUCAACGUGAAGAACCUGCUGCGACUGUACAACCUGAGCCAGUGUGAGGGUGCGUUCCCAGAGCAUGGCGGCCAAUCCGAGGAGGGGAAACUGCACUCGGACCAAUCAGAAGAGGGGAGACUGCAGACUGACAAACCAGAGAGCAGAGAGGAGCCAGGGGCUGCACAGACGGAGCCGCUGUCUCACUCUCACAAAGCCUUCAGUGUUCAGUUCUUCACCAUCCACAAGGAUUAUGAGUCCAGGUCUGUGGACUUCCUGCCGUAUCUCUUCAAACUGUUCCCUGACCGCGACCUCUGUCUGGUCACUGUGCCGACGAUGGCCCCUGAGCUGCCCCUGGUCCACAAUUUCAGCAGAAUCAGUCCCAGAGACCCAGCUGGUCCACUCCACGAGCUCUAUGUGCUGCACCGCAUUGCACUCAGGCCCGUGGUGGUGCGGCGGGCCCUUCCCUCAGACAGGCCGCUGCUCGUGGACCUGGUCCGACGUCUGGACCAUGGGGAUGUUCUGCUGCAGGACCUGGACCAGUUCUACCAGACUGAGACAGACCAGGACUGCGUGGGUGUGCAGAGCUUCGUGGUGCAGGUGGGGCCUCAAGUGUUGGGAGUGGUGGUCAUCAGGGACGAACAGGAGGUGGAGUUCCUCCGUGCUCACUACAGUCUGGAGGACUUCAUCUACUUCAGUCUGCACUCGUACCAUCAACACGCCGCCCUCCGCCAUUUUGUUCUGCACUGGAGCCAACGCCACUGCAGACAGCUGGUCUUCAGGGAGGUGCUGAGGCUGAGCACCAGGACUUGCCUGUACUAUCGAGUCUAUCCCAGAGACGUGCACAUGAGCUGCUGUGUGGACCUGGACCUCCUCUUGGACUGUGCCGUACCUGUCCGACCUCGGCCUCAGAUAGACUUCCCCCUGGAGGAGCUGGGCCAGAAUGCUCCGUCCAAUCUGAUCACAGAUCCUCAGGGUGGGGGGCAGACUCCCUUCUCUCUGUUCCUCGUCAGCAGGAAGCUCACUCUGGAGCAGAAGGUUGUGGUCAACGCCAGGAUCACUGUGUGUGGCGCCUCAGAGACUGGACUGAGUCUGAUCCAGACUCUCUGCUGCAGCCCUCACCUUCGCUUCAACAACCUGACCCUGGUGUCAACGUAUGGUUACCAUGGAGACGACGAGUACCUGCACUUCUUGUCAACCAGCCGUGUGUGUUACAGCCAUGCCCUCAGCCACAGCCAGGGGACGCUGUUCCCCCUCUCCUCUCUAAAGACAAUCCGUGGGAGCGUGGUGGCCAUCGACAGGAAGUGCAAGCAUGUGCAGGUGUGCUCUGACAGGAAGUCCUCUACGGCGGCGCCCUCUGGUGACUGGCUGCGGUACGACCUGCUGCUGCUCUGCUCUGGGCUGCAGUAUCAGGUUCCCUCAGAGAUUGGAUCAGAGCCAGUCCCACUGAACCUGUGGACUCUGGAGGACCCUGAAGACCGAGAGGAGCUCUGUGCGUCUCCGGUCCCUCACUCCAGCUCUCUCAGUGAGUCUCCGGUCUCUCACUCCAGCUCUGUGAGUCUCCGGUCUCUCACUCCAGCUCUGUGCGUCUCCGGUCUCUCACUCCAGCUCUGUGAGUCUCCGGUCUCUCACUCCAGCCCUCUCUGUGCGUCUCCGGUCUCUCACUCCAGCUCUGUGCGUCUCCGGUCUCUCACUCCAGCUCUGUGCGUCUCCGGUCUCUCACUCCAGCUCUGUGCUUCUCCGGUCUCUAACUCCAGCUCUGUGCGUCUUCGGUCUCUAACUCCGGUUGUAUCGUGA
Messenger RNA from Knipowitschia caucasica, 2481 nucleotides. Lineage: Eukaryota; Metazoa; Chordata; Actinopteri; Gobiiformes; Gobiidae. The record is from the annotation of a GenBank genome assembly.